This is a messenger RNA of Saccoglossus kowalevskii, 1418 nucleotides long. RefSeq names its product neuronal acetylcholine receptor subunit alpha-10. Gene Ontology annotation, cellular component: postsynaptic membrane. Gene Ontology annotation, biological process: monoatomic ion transmembrane transport. The record is from RefSeq and is a predicted model, not a curated record. Gene Ontology annotation, molecular function: acetylcholine-gated monoatomic cation-selective channel activity; transmembrane signaling receptor activity. Lineage: Eukaryota; Metazoa; Hemichordata; Enteropneusta; Harrimaniidae.
GAUUUUCAGUUGGAAGCGAGCAGAAACUUUUCGAAGAUCUGUUUGAAGGUUACAAUAAACGAGUCCGACCAGUUAAGAAUUUUACGCAUGCAGUAAACGUGCUUUUCAAUGUCCGGGUGACUCAGAUCGCUGAUGUGGACGAGAGAAACCAGGUUCUGAAAACGAAUGCAUGGACAUAUCAGGAAUGGACGGAUGAAACUCUAGUUUGGGACCCUGCCGAUUACGAUGGUUUAUCGGAGAUUCGGGUACCUGCUACAGAGGUCUGGUUACCCGAUAUCACGUUGUAUAAUAACGCUGACUCUCACGACUACGUGGCCGACAACACAUCGUCAUCCAACGCCAUAGUCUCAUACGAAGGGAGAGUCAUCCUCAAGUCGAAACCGACUCUUCUGAAGAGCACUUGUAAAAUCUAUGUCAAGUAUUUCCCGUUCGAUGCACAGGCAUGUAAGUUGAAAUUUGGUUCUUGGACGUUCAGCGGUUUACAGAUAAACCUACUAAAUCACAGUAGUAAACCCAACCUGGAUGACUACAUACUAAACGAACAAUGGCAGUUAGUGAGAGCGCAGACUGAAAGGCAUGUUAAAGAAUAUGACUGUUGCCCGGAGACGUAUAUCGAUGUGACAUUCUUUCUGUGUUUAAGCCGCAAGCCUAUGUACUAUAUAUACAACCUGAUUAUCCCGUGCCUUCUGCUAUGCGCAUUGGCACUCACGGGCUUUUUCAUGCCGUACAGCGUUGGUGUUGUCAAGGCGUCCAUCAGUGUCACCUUAAUCUUGUCACUCACUGUCUUCCUCUUACUCGUCGCUGAAAUGAUGCCAAGGACUUCGGAGGAAAUCCCAUUAAUAGGUCAGUACUACUUAGCUACAAUGUGUUUAAUCUCACUCUCGACGGCCAUGAACGUGGCGGUGUUGAACGUGCACGGAUGUAGGAGGGAGGUCCCGCAAUGGAUCCGCCUUAUUGUUCUUCGAUAUCUCGCCGCCUUCGUGUGUAUGGGAAAGUGUUGCUCUGAGCCCGGAGCACUGUAUCGGGCUAUGGGCAAAGAGAAGACGGACCAGAACAAUUGCAAAAACUCUUCUAUUCUUCAUCUGCGAGACAAUAGCUUACAUGGUCUGAAAAAUGACAGUAGACAUACAAUGUCCAGCUACCAAGAGUUAACCCUCGACGAUUUCGGACAGUCGAAGUUCGGUAAAAUUGAGCACCACGUGGAGCAGAUAUUUCGACACUUAAAAACAGUACAAAGGCGGAUGGACAAGAAAAGCAACAUCCGGGAACAAUGGGCAUGCGUGGCAGCCGUUCUGGACAAAGCACUGAUGUACCUGUUUUUUCUCGCCACUGUGGUCACCACAUUAUACUUGUUGUUGCAAGACCCCGGUGACCCGGAUGAGCUGUGCCUCCAAAGUAUUGCCAAUGGGGUACUUUAA